AUGCUACACCAAAAAGUAACACAAACGAACGAAGGUUGUAACUUUCUGGAAGCACUUUAUGCUUUAAAAACGAAAGCUCAAAAUGUUAUUGAAUUCAGUCCACAACAAAUAGUUGAUUGUUCAAGUGGUGGGAAUAUUGGUUGUAAAGGUGGCCUUUAUCCACCAACUAUUAAUUAUUUAAUAGGAAAAGGUGGUAAAAUAGCUACAGAGGAUUCUUAUCAUUAUGCUAAUAAUAACGACUCAUGCCGAAUAGCGGGUAUUAAUGAAAUUGAACUUGGUGAAAUCGAAUAUGAAGCGAUUCCUGUAGGAGAUGAAAAUAAAUUGGCUGAAGCACUUACUAAUAAUGGACCAAUAUUUAUUGGACUUGAUGCUAAUCACCUACGUUUUAUGUUUUAUAGAAGUGGUAUACUUCAAAUAAAUAGUUGUCGAAAUCGUCCGCAAGACAUGACUCAUGCUGCAACUAUUAUAGGUCAUGGUUAUGAUAACGCACUUAAAACACCUUAUUGGAUAAUAAAAAAUUCUUGGGGAGAAAAAUGGGGUGAAAAUGGUUAUUUACGUUUAAUUAAAGAUGCUGGUAAUAAGUGUGGUGUUGCUUCAAUGGCAUAUUCUACUAAAUUAAAAUAA
Molecule: messenger RNA, 624 nt
Organism: Rotaria sp. Silwood2
Lineage: Eukaryota; Metazoa; Rotifera; Eurotatoria; Philodinida; Philodinidae
Source: the annotation of a GenBank genome assembly